GGUCUCACUAAGUUGCUUAGUGCCUUGCUUUUGCUGAGGCUGGUUUUGAACUCACCAUCCUCCUGCCUCAGCCUCCUAAGACACUGGGCUUACAGGCAUGCGUCACCAUGUCAGGCUGGGGAGAUAUUUUCAAGUUAGUACACACAGAAUUGCUUCAGUCUUUGCAAAGACUGCGCAUGCUUAGGUAGAAAGUGUGCCUGCUUUUUCCAUACCCUUGGUCAUGAAAUCUUGGGCAGAGGUCAUAGACAGUGCCCAGGAGAAAUCCCCAUCUGUCCCCAUCUUGCUGGGGGCCUCCCAGGGAGACAGAGAACCCCAUGUCUCUGAAUGAGAGAUGCUUUCUACCUAGCCCAAAGUUUUCUCAGCCACUUAGUUCCCAAGGAUACCUUACCAAGCCCAAUUCUCUAUUCCUAACUUCCCCUACCUUCUCUUGCCCUGUGCCCGCCCUGAGCCCUCUCAUUGAGGCAACUCUCUCAGUCCCCAGUAAACACAGGGAGAAGUCAUGUCAGCCCUCCAGCUUGCUUGAUUCUGUGCAGAGUCUGAUGAAUCUCCUGGAGGAAUCAUGUAGACGGUGAGUCUGGGGUUCCUCCUACCUGGCAUCUCUACUUUCAGAGUGUGCCUGCCCCUCCCAACCCCUCCCCCCAACUCUGGGUCAAUGGCUUGGUAGAGUGUUCUACUCAUAGAGUCUCUGUGUUCUGACCCAGUUCUAUCCUAGUGGACUGGAGAGCAUCCCCUCUCCAACUUCUACCAACAGCUUACCCAUCUGGCCUUUCCCAGCAAGUCCAGGCCAGAGACCUCCACUUCCUUUUCAGCCAUCCUCUUUACUUUCUAGAUAAAUUGUCCCUCAUUUAGCAAAGAAGAAUCAGGUAGGAAGAACAGCAGAACAGCGGUCUGAUGAGGUCAUCUAAAGGCACGUGUGUGACAGGGACCCUGAAGCCCAGAGAAGCAACUUGCUGAGUCACAAAACUGUACUGCCUUACAAGUUGUGACAUGGAAAGAGUGACCUGGGCCUUUCUCAUGGUGCUGGCAGGCCUGCCUGUCUUGAAAGCCAACAUGCUGUUUGAUAAAGAUAGUCCCUUCUACUAUGACUGGGAAAGCCUGCAGCUGGGUGGGAUGAUCUUCGCAGGUCUCUUCUGUGUUGCUGGAUGUGCCAUGGCCCUGAGUGGCAAGUGCAAAUGCAAGUGCACUCAGACCCCCAGUCCCUUACCUGAAAAAAACAUUCCACUCAUCACUCCAGGCUCUGCCAAUACCUGCUGAGCACAGGACCAGCUUGGAGGGACUCCUCGUGAUCUCAGCCUUUGCCAGUGGCUGCUCCUGUCUCCCCACUGGAGGCCUUAUCCACUGGAAUGGUCUCUCUUCCAAGAUGGGCUGUUAGGUGCCCUUCUGAUCAGGGGGCUGUCCAAAAUUUAUUUAUAAAUUAAAUUGUUCUCACCACUCCCUCAAGCGAUCUUGUGAUCCUCUCUAGGUCUGGGAGGAAAUGGCAGGGGGCAUCCUGCAGAUUGCUCCUUUUAGCCUCCUAUGUAUCUGGAGGCCCGCUCAUAGAAAGAUUUUGAGACCCCUCCCAUUGUUGAACCCCUCCCUCAAUAUAUACCAUAUCUCCCAUUCUAGCCAGCCCCAUAGGGAUCCAUGCACCACAUGAAAAACCACAAUGUUUUUAUCAAAAAGCCUUAUACUUUUCACCGCUUGCCUAGAGACACUAGAAGUCCUGCAACCUAGAAUGACCCUCAGUGGCUCACCCUUAUUCAAUGAGCACUCUCUAGCUGGCACAGCCCAGGAAAUGCAGCAAUUCCUUCAUUGACCUGUCCACCCCAGGAAAACCCUGUAUCCCCCUAGAUCAACAAAUGGUAUACCCAUCCCCAAUUUCCUGAGAGACCUCACAAAAAAUUCCAUGCCAAAAAGCCAUGCAUGAUGCAUUUUAGAAACAAAAGUCAUCUAUGCAAAUCUGAGUUCCUUGGUAUAUCCAAAGCCUGCUCCCUGAAGGCCUUAUUUUUUUGUCUUCCUCCACCAGGAGGUGUGUGGAAGUGCCUGCCAGUCACGCAUUCUCGACAUGCCAUUUGACAUGCUGUAGUAGCCCAGGCAGGUCCAGGUCCAGUGGACAAAAGACCUGAGGACCUGGGCAAGCUCUCCCCGUUGCCCUGCUGGCUCCACAAAGCCUGCAGGAUCCCAGCAUUUGCAGCGGGAGCGGGGGAUAAGCUCUGUGGUGGACCAGUUUUCCAGCCAAGAGGUGACACAGGAGCUGAGUCCUCAGAGGUGAAAGGUUAGAGGAGCCACGCAAACCACCUUCAUAGAGUUUGCGCAUGCAAACUACCGGAGGGCAUGAUGACCUCGCUGAUUCUCAGGAGUAGAAAAAAGGCAGCGUGACUGGAAUGCAGGUGAUAAAAUCAAAAGGGAGGCAGGUGCCGUGCUGCGCUGCAGGGAGCACCUUUCUCAGGCACACAGAGGGCCGCUAGCUGUGCAGCAGAGCCCUGUGGGAGGGCUGGAGCAGGAGGAUUGAGGGGCUCUCAUGGGGAGGCCAUCCCAGGAGAGCCCACUCAAGGUGGCUUCCAAGCCCACCCUUCAAUCUUAGAGGGAGUAGUGCAAGAGUUCCUCUCAUCUUUAGACUCAGGAGAAUGUUGGUGUGAGUGGAUGGCUUCUGAGAAAGGAGGAGGCAAAAAAAAAAAAGCUCUGCCUGAUCCAAGUCUGGGGUAACAGGAGGGAACCAGCCUGCCAAGGAGAAAGGAAACAGCAUGGCACUCUGACUCAGAGAAACCUGGAUCACCACAAUCAAUAAACCUUGAGAAGCUCUACUGUAUGAAAUCCCGUUAAAAUGAAACCCCACCCUUGUCUGGUGCACUUGUCACUGACAUGAGAUGCAGCCUCCAUUUCCAACCAGAGCAUCCAGCAUGGGGGGACAGGUUGCUGGAUAUGGUAUUCCACAUGCAUCUUCAGGUUGUUCCUGCUGGGCUUCAUGGUAGUGGAGACCUGCCUGUUACAUCCAAUCCUGCUUUGGCUUCGUGCUUUAUUUUUAUAAAUGUCACUCGAAAAUUUAAA
Molecule: messenger RNA, 3027 nt
Organism: Ictidomys tridecemlineatus (thirteen-lined ground squirrel)
Lineage: Eukaryota; Metazoa; Chordata; Mammalia; Rodentia; Sciuridae
Source: RefSeq, a predicted model, not a curated record